UGAUGUUAUAUUUAUUGAACGGCUCAGACGCAAUAUGUCAAACAACUGAUAACGCUCGUCCCUAUUGGUUGAUAUCGCGCAUAUUACAUCUACAUUUGUAUAGGAUAUCUAUUCUAUGUUAGCGCAAGAGAGCAAUAUGUACUAGUAAAGUCGAGCUUUUAUUUUGAAGGUAUAGAAGCCCUUCCGCAUUCGGGGCGGUCCCAUCAGCACGAGUAGCAAGUACAGUUGGGAGUAGAUGGUUCUGCACUAUCACGUCACGAAACUACGAAAACAAACGCCUCAUGACCGUAUCAGGUACAAUUUGCCUCCAAGCUCCAAAAGGUAACUCUCGGGUAUGGCAUCGAUGGAGCAAAAUGGGGGUCUACAAAUGGGUGACUACGAGGGAGACAAAUUUAGGCUACACAUGGUAACAUGGAAUGUAGCCACAGCUGACCCCCCAGCUGACAUGAGCUCACUUCUCCAUUUGGAUUCUCCAAAGGCUGCAGACUUCUAUGUCAUUGGCCUGCAGGAGGUGUAUUCUGGACCUCUGAGAUUCAUGUCGGAUGUUGUAUUCGAUGACCCUUGGAGCUAUGUGCUUAUGAGCGCUUUAGCACCAAGACGAUAUGUGAAGGUGACCUCUAUCAGAAUGCAAGGUCUGUUGCUGCUACUCUUCUCCAAACUGGAGCAUGUUCCAUUCAUUCGCGAUAUCAAGGCCACAUAUACACGCACAGGCAUCUUUGGCUAUUGGGGUAACAAAGGUGGCGUGUCCAUUCGUCUGUCUCUCUAUGGUCACAUGCUCUGUUUCCUCAACUGUCACCUGGCGGCACAUAUGAAAAAUGCAGCCGAUCGAGUGGUCGAGUUCCAGCAUAUUACUGACACGCAGUCUUUCAACUGUGAAAAGGCUGAGAGAAUACUUGAUCACAGGCUAGUCUUCUGGUUUGGUGAUCUCAACUUUCGAAUUCAGGACCAUGGGAUGCACUUUGUCCGAACAUGUAUCAGCAAUCAAAACUACAGCUUGCUGUGGAGUAAAGACCAGCUGAUUUUGAUGAAGCAAAAAGAGAAGUUGCUACAAGAGUUUGAGGAAGGACCCCUCGACUUUCAGCCCACGUACAAGUUUGACGUGAACACUGAUACAUAUGACAGCAGGCUCUACAGGACAUGGUUUGCCUUUAACACUAAGAAGCGCAAACCUGCCUGGACAGACAGAAUUCUGUGGCGCCUCAGACCAAAGCAGACUGGCGGGCAACACAAAUACGGUGACGGACCGGACAUAAAAGACACCAAGCAGCUAGAAGAAGCUGAAGACUACCCUUUAGAGAUCAGACAGGACUUGUACACAAGCAACAUGGAGUACAGCAUCAGUGACCACAAACCUGUGACCGGUAUCUUCACAAUAAAGCUAAAGAAGAUGUACACGACACCACUGGUGCACCUCCAGGCUGAAGGCGAAUGGAGUGCAGACAUGGACGCCAUGCUGCUUUACAGCCCACUGCAGCCGUUCCCUUCCAGUACUUGGGACUGGAUUGGAUUGUAUCAGGUUGGAUUUACUAGCGUGUCAGACUACAUCACGUACACGUGGGUCAAAGACGAUGAAGUGUCUUUCAAUGAAGACGCCAUUAAGGUGUACGUGAGUAAAGAGGAGAUCCCAGUACGAGGCGGAGAUUGCAUGCUGGGCUACUACUGUAAUUCCCUGCAAUGCAUUAUUGGAAUCAGUGAACCAUUCAAGGUCCAUGAGUCCAAGGUGGUCAUUGAAGAGGGUUUACUGCAUGAGAAGACCAUCAGUUUGGAUCAAAUUGUAGCAAACAAGAACAUUUAUAACUGAGAUCUGAUUUUUUUUUUUUUUUUACUGUGGUGUACCAGAAUCUCCAAAAUAUU
Molecule: messenger RNA, 1854 nt
Organism: Corythoichthys intestinalis (scribbled pipefish)
Lineage: Eukaryota; Metazoa; Chordata; Actinopteri; Syngnathiformes; Syngnathidae
Gene: inpp5ka
Product: inositol polyphosphate-5-phosphatase Ka
Exons: 14
Coding region: 335-1801 (488 amino acids)
Biological process (GO): negative regulation of glycogen biosynthetic process; negative regulation of peptidyl-serine phosphorylation; negative regulation of insulin receptor signaling pathway
Cellular component (GO): plasma membrane; ruffle; cytoplasm
Molecular function (GO): phosphatidylinositol-4,5-bisphosphate 5-phosphatase activity; inositol bisphosphate phosphatase activity; phosphatidylinositol-3,4,5-trisphosphate 5-phosphatase activity
Source: RefSeq, a predicted model, not a curated record